Molecule: messenger RNA, 765 nt
Organism: Syngnathus typhle (broad-nosed pipefish)
Lineage: Eukaryota; Metazoa; Chordata; Actinopteri; Syngnathiformes; Syngnathidae
Product: troponin T, cardiac muscle isoforms-like
Exons: 10
Coding region: 126-683 (185 amino acids)
Biological process (GO): regulation of muscle contraction; sarcomere organization; cardiac muscle contraction
Cellular component (GO): troponin complex
Molecular function (GO): troponin I binding; troponin C binding; tropomyosin binding
Source: RefSeq, a predicted model, not a curated record
CUGGCGAAGAGGAACAUGAUGAAGACGGCAAGAGGAGGUCAAAGCCUGGUUUUGUCCCCGGUUUGGCUGCCCCCAAAAUUCCAGAAGGGGAAAAAGUGGACUUUGACGACAUUCACCGCAAGCGUAUGGAAAAAGACCUGACGGAGCUCCAGACACUGAUCGAGGAUCACUUUGAGAAGCGCAAGAAGGAGGAAGAGGAACUCCUCAGCCUCACCGACCGCAUUGAGAAACGCCGGUCCGAGAGAGCCGAGCAAACGAAGAUCAGAGCGGAGAGGGAAAAAGAACGACAGAACAAAAUGGCCGAAGACAAAGCAAGGAAGGAGGAAGAAGGGGCCAAGAAGAAAGCCGAUGAUGAUGCCCGGAAGAAGAUGAUCUUGAGCAACCUGAGCUUCACCGGAUAUAAAACACAGACAGGACCCAAGCGACAAACAGAGCGAGAGAAGAAGAAGAAGAUCCUCAACGAUCGUCGCAAGGAGUUAAACGUUGAUCACUUGAGGGAGGACAAACUCAGGGAAAAGGCCAAUGAGUUGACGGAAUGGUUGCGCCAGCUGGAGGCGGAGAAGUUUGAACUUCAGUACAAAUGCAUGAAGCAGAAAUAUGAGGUGACCGUGCUGAGGAACCGCAUCAGUGACCAUCAGAAAAUUUCAAAGGGCAGAAGGAGCAAGCGAGGCCUGAGGAAGUAAAAACAACACAGAUAUACAGAUAUCAUAAGUUGCCUUACUAAUGUCAUCAUAAUUGUGAAAUAAAGUGCAUACAUGAAUAAAA